Molecule: messenger RNA, 2229 nt
Organism: Chanos chanos (milkfish)
Lineage: Eukaryota; Metazoa; Chordata; Actinopteri; Gonorynchiformes; Chanidae
Product: serine/arginine-rich splicing factor 1B
Exons: 5
Coding region: 217-951 (244 amino acids)
Cellular component (GO): cytoplasm; nucleus
Molecular function (GO): mRNA binding
Source: RefSeq, a predicted model, not a curated record
UGAAAAAGUGCUUAGAGGAGGUGAGCUAGCUAGUGAGAGGGAAUGUGAAGACUAGUUUCGGGGAAGUGUUACGAAAAAUAUUGAUUUGGUCGAGAAAUAUAUGUUUUGAUAAUCAAAAGAGAAGUUGGAGUCCGUAGUUAAAUCUGUUUGGGUACAUUUCGUAUUGAAAGAGUAUUUUGUCGACUACCUGUAAACUUAGCUAGCUGACGGGAAGACAUGUCUGGUGGUGGUGUUAUCCGAGGCCCAGCAGGAAACAACGACUGCAGGAUUUAUGUAGGGAAUUUGCCCCCUGAUAUACGUACCAAGGACGUCGAGGAUGUUUUCUACAAAUAUGGGGCAAUUCGAGAUAUUGACCUGAAGAAUCGAAGGGGAGGACCGCCUUUCGCCUUUGUGGAGUUUGAGGAUCCGAGAGAUGCAGAGGAUGCAGUGUAUGGACGAGAUGGCUACGACUAUGAUGGCUACCGUCUGAGGGUGGAGUUCCCCAGGAGCGGCAGGGGUGGUGGCAGAGGAGGCGGCAGUGGUGUUGGAGCCCCACGGGGCAGAUAUGGUCCUCCUUCAAGGCGCUCAGAGUACAGAGUCAUAGUUUCAGGGCUUCCUCCUAGCGGCAGCUGGCAGGACCUCAAGGAUCACAUGCGUGAAGCAGGUGAUGUAUGUUACGCUGACGUUUUCCGAGAUGGCACCGGCGUUGUGGAAUUUGUGCGCAAAGAGGACAUGACCUACGCAGUUCGAAAGCUGGAUAACACUAAGUUCCGCUCACAUGAGGGAGAGACAGCCUACAUUCGUGUGAAGGUGGACGGCCCACGCAGCCCUAGCUACGGGCGCUCACGCUCCCACAGCCACAGCAGGAGUCGCAGCAGGAGCAACAGCCGCAGCCGCAGCUACUCCCCGCGCAGGAGCCGAGGAUCCCCACGCUACUCGCCCCGUCACAGCCGCUCCAGAUCCCGCACCUAAAAAAAAAAGAAAGAAAAAAAAAAACCCAAGUCAUACCCCACUGUCACCCCCGGUUGACCUGAUGUUGUACUACUUCGACUGCUGACUUGUUUUGACUCUCAUCGCCCGUCCCCCCCAUGGUUUGCGUAUUACUGUUGGUUUUGUUUCUCAUGUGCAUGUUUUAUCUUCUUUGGUUAGAAAAAACGCAGUGGGUAGUGAGUGAAUGAGUCGUCUCUCCCUCCCUUCCCCCUUCUCUCUUCAAUCCCUUUUGCUGUUCCUGUCUUUCUACUUUGUGUUCCCUUUGUGACUUUGUCCUGUAUUCACAUUUUUAACUGGGUUUCCAGACUCAUCUCUUUUUACUUUGUUAUCAAGACAAGUUUCUGUUUGAAUGCUUUGAAUGUUCAUUUUGAUAUGGCUUUGCUAAUGAGUUUUCAGGGAAGGAAGUUGGGUUUUUAUUUUCUUGGACAGCAGACAUAUUGCAGAAAUGUUCUAUUUUUACCUUUUCAUGUCUUUCUGUAGACAUCAGAGGAGCAGAAUUAAAGAAUGCUUUGGAAUAAAGGAUUGUCGAGCACAGUUCAUUCAUAUUAGGAUAAAGCGUUUAUGGAGGACGAGGAGCAGGCUAUUCAAUUGAGGAGGCAAUGGUUUGGAUUGGAUUGGAGGAGGGGCUCACUGUCCCAAUCCUUGAAGCCGGAUGAGUGGAUCAUUACAGGAUAAGGAGCAGGAUUAGGAUUAGGAUAAGGAUGGAUGCAUACAUGGAGCUGGAUCAUUUUACCGGGAGCGGGAACCCCGUAGGAGAGGAUCCCCCCAGCCCCACAAUUAAAGGAGUUAAACCCAAAAGCGAAACUUUGCUUUUCAAUUGGCUCCCUUAGAAAGAAAUUUAAUUUUUUUUUGUUGUUUCGGUGGAACCCCAGAAAUUCACAGUGAUGGGAUCCUGCUUUUUUUUUUGGUCGCUUUUUUUUAAAUGAGGUUUUUCGUUUUUCUUUUUCUUUUUUUUUCUUUUUGGUAUAACAUGGAACAGUGCCAGGAACCAGAAGGACGGAUCAGUGUCUUUGGAUGGAAUCGGCAGGAGGAGCUAGGUAAAUAGAAGGGAGUUGAGUUUGGGGAGGGUGGGUUUUGGUUGGCCUAUACCAGGGGGAUUUUUUCGUAGAUUUAGGAUUGUUAAAACUUCCAAAGAACUCAUACCUUUGUAGGCCUUUGCUUGGAAGGAAAUAAUGGGUUAUAAAUUUGCUACAUUUUCUAAUACAGUUUGUAGUGUUCUUCUCUGUCCCACUCUUAAAUAAAGUUUGGAUGUCAUGAAUA